AUCAUCAGCGCAUGAUGAUCCUCGUUUCCGUUUGUAAAGAUGAACUCGGAUUCUCAGCUCACACAAGGCUGGAAGAGUCAAGAUUAAUGCCAUGGAGAACUAGAAAAAAGCUCGGAUAUGUUCACACAGAUUUUCCAUAACCUUUCCCUAGGUUGUUCUCGCUGACAAAUCUACCCGUCAUCUUCCCUCGUCUUUUCACCAUGAUUUCUCCAGAUUUUCAUCUCUUUUUUAACCUCUGGGACGGGUCUGAGGCGUAAAGGUGAACUGUCAAGUAGUGCAAGGUAGAGCCUGAAGGAAUAUUAUCUUCCACAAGCCUACAGGCUACAGGUAUCUCGUAUGCAGAACUUUUUGCCUCUCCAAACUUAUAAAAUAGAUCCCGAGAGCAUGUUUGCAGGUCCUACCAGCAACUGAUAAAGAUCUGAAGAACAGAUAGCAAAGGAACAAUCUGGGAAGCAGAAUCGGAUUCUGACAGCGCACGUCGAGCCCGCCCACGAGGAAACGAAGAAGCGAGUGGCCAUAAAAAGAGGCUCUUAAGCAGCGCUAAUUCCCCACUUUCUGCACCUAAGGUUCCUUGCUUUCCUCGCAACUUUGGUUCCCCGGAACCCGAAGCUUUCUCCGGUCAGUCGCCGCCACCGCCGCCGAGGAAGAGCAGCCUCGUCGUCUUCAUGGACUACAGGUUCUACUGCAUGACCCUGAGGAUGAGCAUAGACUGCAACGGGUGCUACCAGAAGAUCAGGAGGGCGCUGCUCCAGAUGCAAGAGCUGGAGAGCCACCUGAUUGACCGGAAGCACGGCCGGGUGAGCGUCUGGGGCGCCUUCAGCCCGCAGGACGUGGCCAUCAAGAUCAGGAAGCGGACCAACCGGCGCGUCGAGAUACUGGAGCUCAGGGAGGCCACAGGGCCAGGGGGCGGCGACGAGCAGGGCGCCGGCGGCGGGCAGAUGCCCUGAAACCCACCUUGUAUGGCUUGUGCCAGCACUCGGAUGCUGCUCCAGUUAGCUUCUGUACUUGAAACUUUUCAGAGGAUUUACCCCUUCUUGUGUGCGAGCUUAUAAAGUCAUCAUUUUGAUCUGUACUCCUCAUGACCUGUUUGAGUGAAGUUCACCACUUAGUUAUUUCACCA
This is a messenger RNA of Triticum dicoccoides, 1120 nucleotides long. Its product is annotated as Copper transport protein family. Bases 666 to 947 code for a protein of 93 amino acids. Gene Ontology annotation, molecular function: metal ion binding. Lineage: Eukaryota; Viridiplantae; Streptophyta; Magnoliopsida; Poales; Poaceae. The record is from RefSeq and is a predicted model, not a curated record. The transcript has 3 exons.